AUGGCUAAUAAAGAGAAGAUAGAUUUGUUUGAUAUAAUGGAUGUUGAUUAUAUUCCAGAAAAACCUGACCUGUACGAAGAAAUUUCGGAAAUGCUAAAAAUGAAAUACUUAUCAUAUUCUCCGGAUAAAGAAUUUAAAGAAGUGAACGGAAUUAUAUUUGGACAACAUCGCAGAAUUUUUGUAUCCCUACCAGUCACAAUCAAGAGAGAAACAAAAAAUGUUCACUUUCUUGUUGAUACCAGCUCCCCAACUACGUACAUCUGCAAAGAAGCUUUUGAAUCAUACAAAGUAACAUUAUUGAAUACAUCCUACCAUCCAGUACUGAUAAAUAAUAAUCCUAUUAGUACACUUUUGCCUCCUGUCAACUCUCAUCUCACAGAUAUGAAUAUUCUUGGAACGGAGUAUUUAUCUGCUUGUCAAGCAAAAUUAAUCAUAGAGUUUGAGAAUGAAUAUGUUUCUCUAUCUUUUGGUGUAAUUGGUCAAUAUCAGCCUAAUCCGUUGCAACAUAUUUUAAGAACUUCGGAGUUUAGCGAUUUUAAACAUAUCUGCAAUGAUGUAAAUGACAUAAAAUCGGCUUAUUGUGAACUAAAAGGCAUAAGAGUUAUUUUAAAAAUAGUAGAAGAGAAUAAAGAUUUUUUUAGCCAAAAUAGUAUUGAACGUGUUGUAAAUGAGGCAAUUUUAUUUGAAAAGCUCAAGAUUCAUUGUAAAAUUGGAAGUCAGAAUAACAAUCAUCCGAAUAUUUGCCAAAUCCUAGGAGUUGCUGAAGAAAAUGACACUUUCAUGAUUGUCUUGCAGCAUGCAGACGGUGGGAAUCUGCAAGACUAUUUACAAAGUAAAACAAGUGAUAGUAUUUUUAAAAUUUCGUGGAAUGAGCUUAUCCGAAUAGCAAAAGAAAUUGUUUCUGGACUAGAAUGGUUGCAUUUUAAUGAAGUUGUUCAUUGCGAAUUAGCAGAUUACGAAUUAAUUGUAAUUAAUAGUAAUUCUAAAAAUAUUCUGCUCCAUGAGAAUAAAGCAAUGAUAUAUAAUUUUAGUUUAUCAGCGCAAUUAAGUAAUCGAGACACCAACUCUUUGAAUGAUAAUAGGAAUGUUGAUAAGAGGAAUAAUGUUGAUAUUGAAAAAGUUGAUUUGAAUGUUGAAGAUGUUAGAGAAACUCAAGAGCAAGUUGUAUGGUGUAUGUUAGAUAAAACAAAAGAAUUUUUAGACUUUCCGACUGAAUGCAUUCUUAAAAUUUUUACUGACUUAGAAGACGUAAAAGAUCUGCACAGUUGUUUGUUUGUCAACAAAAUUUUACAUACAAUUGCUGCACAUAUUUUAUGGAAAAACCCGUUUAUCAAUAAUCCGAAAUGGCGGGACUCAAUAAUCCUGGCCUAUUUAAAUGAACUAAACAAAGAAGAACAACAAACACUAUUUCCCCUCAGAAUCAAUUUUCCUUUUGCCAAGUCGCAUUCAAAAUAUGCACCUUGUUUAGAAACACUUGAUCUGCAUUCUUUACAUAUUGCUUGCCUAAAAUGGCUUGCUGGUGCUGGAUAUUUUUGCCAAUGUGGAGAACUACGUAUAGUUCAGGCUGUCGUCUCCGCUAUAGUUCAGAUGAUUAUGCGUACAAAUAAAAACCUUAAAAAUUUGAAGAUAACGGUAGCUGAAGAUGAACCUGAUUGUUCUAAUGUAUCCAUUUUUGCUUCGGGACAACCUGGCAUAUCGAGUUUGCAUUCUUUUAAUCUUUCGCUGAUCAACACUCCUACAAAAAAAAAUGUUUUUCAAUUUCUAAAAACAUUACCUGAUUUAUGUUUUAGUCUUUGUGAAAUUACUUUUGAUUCCACUGAAUUUGAAAUUGAUGAAGAAACUGCGAUGUUAUUAAUUAGACUUAUUAGAGCUCAAAAAACGUUAAAUCAUUUCACUUUGAAAUGUCGCAGUGUUUGUGCUGAAAAGUAUAUUGAGGCUAUGGAAUCUCAAAAGGAUCACUUAAUAUCUCUGACAUUAGAUAGAAUAGAUUUUAGGAAAGUUUCGGCCGAUUCUUUAAAAAUAGUUUCGCAAUGUGAAAAAUUAAAGCAUAUCACGAUUUCUACUUUUCGUGGAAUUACUGAUAAACAUUGUUAUGUUUUAUCUUCUUUAUUGCCGAAUCUAGAGACUCUAUAUAUGUCGGCGAACGACAAAACAAACGACCAUCGUGCUGUAGCUAAUUUGAUCUAUAACUGGCAUUCAAAGUUAGAAACUGAUAUCAAUCCUGAUGCAAUUAGGGUCUUUGCAACAUCAUAA
Molecule: messenger RNA, 2253 nt
Organism: Dentiscutata erythropus
Lineage: Eukaryota; Fungi; Glomeromycota; Glomeromycetes; Diversisporales; Gigasporaceae
Source: the annotation of a GenBank genome assembly